AUGGGGAAGCAAAAGCUUUUUCUUCCGACUCAAGCACAGGCGACAUCCACCGACAGACGCCCCAAAUGGAAUAUAAUUCUUCUUUUGGCUUUUGUCUUAGCCCUACUCUGGACAGGCUUCCAUGUUGAUAUCGAGUCACUUGAUGGCCCAGUGUUCAACAGAGCUCCCACUUGUGUGCCUCACACUGUUCCAAUUUGCCCUCAAGCCCCGGCAUUGUCACCCCAAGUCCACAAGAACCUUCUUGCUGAUAUUGAGAGCGAAUAUGUCACCGGUGAUUUCAAGUUGCGUGUCGUGGAAUGGCUCAGAGGAGCUGUUCAAAUAAAGACUGUGACCUACGAUGAUAUGCGAGUCGUAGGGAAUGAUUCCCGAUGGGACGUCUUUGGGGAAUUUCAUAGCUACUUGAAGGAGGCGUUCCCUCUUGUACACGGCCGCCUCGAAGUUACCAAUAUUAAUACCUACGGGCUUGUUUAUCGUUGGGAAGGUUCUGAUGCGUCCUUGAAACCGCUGCUUCUUAUGGCGCACCAAGGAAAUUAUUCUCCAGACGUAGUUCCAGUGCAAGAAGAUACUGUCACCCAAUGGGUUCAUCCACCCUUUUCUGGCUACUUCGAUGGAAAGUUUUUAUGGGGGCGAGGAACUUGGGACGACAAACAGGCACUGAUUGCAAUCCUGAUUACAUUGGAAACUUUACUCAAGCAUGGAUACAAGCCUACCCGGACAAUCUUCUUUGUUUCUGGGUUCGACGAAGAAAUCGGCGGGCAUUUUGGCGCGGGACGUAUUGCCAGCCAUUUCCUCUCCACAUAUGGGCAAAACUAUUUUGCGAUGCUUGUAGAUGAAGGGCCCGCACAAACAACAGCGUUCGGAGCUCGAGUUGCUGCACUGGGGAUCUCGGAAAAGGGUUAUACCAACGUAAAAGUCUCUGUUGCUAGUCCUGGCGGCCAUUCAAGCGUACCUCCUACCCAUACAAGCAUUGGUCUGCUGGCCUUAGCUCUCGUUCACCUGGAAGAAAAUCCCGAACCAGCGCAUUUAACCCGAACCUCCCCUCUAUAUGAACUAUACCAAUGCCAGGCCGAGCACUCACCCAAUUUCCCUGAGAAGUUGAAGAGAGCCCUUCGAAGGAGUCUUCACAACGAUAAAGCACUUAAGAGGGCCGAGAAGCUUCUUUUUGCCUCAGAGGAGGUGAUGUUAACCGCAUUUACUUGCACACAACGCAAGCCAUCGACCUUAUCGGGGACAGGUAGACGCUCACUUCGCUUCGCUGUUCCUUGGUGUCUUCUACCCACAUUUUCCACCUCAUCGUUUAGUUCCGUAAAUUCUACUCAUUCCUCAAUAGUCGACAAGCUGACACCCAUUGCCCGCGGGUUGCAGCUGGAUUUCGAGGCGUUCGGAUUUAACGUUACUACAGAGCUUGAUCCUGCUGGCCAGUUAACACUUUCACACUUUUUGGAUGAUGACUUGGAACCUGCUCCAGUAUCUCCGCCUGAUUCUGCCCCAUUCCAACUACUUGCUGGUACGAUACGCGAGACUUGGGAGACGGGCAGAGGCAAGGACUCUGAGGAGCCUCUCAUUGUUGCUCCGGGUAUAAUGCCUGCUAAUACCGAUACAAAGUAUUUCUGGAAGUUGACUCCACACAUCUUCCGGUAUAAUCACUUAGGGACGGAGGACAUACGACCACUUAAGAAUCAGCCACAGAACGGAGGCAUGCACAGUGUAAAUGAAGCCAUUCGCAUUGACGGCUACCAUGAUCAAAUCCGCUUCUUUACCCAUCUGGUCCUCAACGCUGACGAGGCAAAUCUUUGA
Molecule: messenger RNA, 1797 nt
Organism: Cantharellus anzutake
Lineage: Eukaryota; Fungi; Basidiomycota; Agaricomycetes; Cantharellales; Hydnaceae
Exons: 12
Coding region: 1-1797 (598 amino acids)
Cellular component (GO): fungal-type vacuole lumen
Molecular function (GO): metallocarboxypeptidase activity
Source: RefSeq, a predicted model, not a curated record